UCGGUUGAUGCAUCGCUCGACGCCGUUGUGCAUCCAGAUUGUCUUAUUGGGUAAAUCUUGCCACGUCCCCAAAUUUGAGAGACCCGCAAAUUCUCGCGGAGAGGGAAUCAGCGAGUAUCGGAGUAAAUACAAAGGUCGAACAACACGAUCCAGAAGCGAUUCUCCACAUCGCAAGAUGCGACUGGCAGGACUGCGCUCUGACCAGUCAAGAAUUACCCAGGAACCCCAAUUCAUAUCCAAAAGGAAAGUGCCAUUUUAUCCACCUCAGAUAUCCAGUUCUUUCCGAUGGGAAGGGCAUGAUCCAUCUCAACAGAGUCAGGAGAAGAGCAGGCCUGUCACACCUCCAGCUGUCACACCUGUGCUCAGAGCCUCUAGUGUAGAAAGAGUAGUGACCCCUCUUGCCCCAAGAGACCCCGUGCCACCAGAGGGCACCACUGCACCAUCUCAACAACUACAAGCAGAGGAGCAAGCAGCUCAGACAUCCACCACUGCUGCAGACCAGCAGCAACAGAGACUAAAUGGAAUUAACCAUGUGCUAAGGAAACGAGCGGGACUGAGAUCGGAGCGACAGAGGAAUGGCCGUUUGAGCUCUGAGUACCAGAGACAGUUCAUGUGGAAAACGCCUGCGGCCAAUUCACCCCUGCUAGCUGCACAUGAGAUGCUGUACAGUAACAACAGAGCCAUCCCACCCUUCAAAUCAAACCCAGUAAUUAUGGAGAGUGAGUACAAGAGAAGUUUCAAAGGAUCACCUCCUCCCAGACCACCACGCCUGAGGCGAGAUGUUGAACAACACGAGGUCCCGCAGCUUGAUGCAGAGAACAACACAACCCCAGAGAAGAGUAAGAGGAACAAGAAGAAGAAGAAGGAGCAACGACAGAGCAGAAAGUCAAGCCCCGAAGAGGAAGUUACCCAUCGACAGCAACAGGAAGUGAGGUCACCCUGUGCCCUGAGAGACUCUUCGCCCAAGGUUAUGAGGAAAGGGAAAACCGAGUACAGAUCCAACUUUCUUUCUCCCCUACAGUAUAGUUACAGAGAUGGAGCAUGGGCGAAGAUCAAAACUGCAAAGGAGGAGGAGUGUGAAGGUUUUCACGAGUGGUAUCAUGAGGUGCAGGAGUUACGUGAGAAAGCUGAUGCCUACAGGAAAAGGGCCGGGGGAACUCAUUUUUCUCGGCAGCACCUGAAUCAAAUCCUGUCGGACCACAACUGGAUGUGGGAGCCUUCCAGUGGCACUUCUUCCUCAUCCUCCAUUGAAUCUGAGGCCUGCAGAAGCACUAGUAGCACCCCUAUCAUCGAGGCUCUGGACCUGGCCAGAACUGGUAGUAUCAGGGGACGCUCUAGCCCUGGGCCUUCUGCUUCUGUGGCAGCCAGCAGGAGAAGCUCUCCUGGAGAUGCUCGUCUUCAUGAAGACCCCACCCUCCCUGUGCAGAGAAAGUUGGCCUGGGAUGAAGAAGAGGGACUUGGAGAUAGAGAUGAGUCAGAGAUUUCACAGGAGGAGCUAACAGUUGAAAAAAAUGAGGGGAAUCCAAAAGAUAAGCAUGGGGACAUGAAGGAGAGAAAUGAAAGGUUGCAGGUGUUGGAAACUGAGUCAUCAUCAGUGGUGGACGGGUCUGGAGAUUCCAUUAUCAGGGGCAGAUUGCCAACCCCCAAACUCAGGACCAUGCAGACUGUGCAAAGAACACACCAUGAUCGGACCACUCCAGCCACUGGAGGAGCUUUGCUGGUCUCUCCUCCGAAUAUCAAACAUUCCUCCAGGAGAGUUAGGAGGAGUGAACCACCUUUAGGAAAACCUCACUCUCCUUACAAACAUAUCAUAGUUGGCUCUCCACAGCGGCCACAUAGUAAGGCUGAGAGUGGAAGCUUGCCACAUUCCUCACCAGCCGCUGGCCUGACCACUGUAGAUCCACUUCCCAUGCGAGAAGAUGCCUGGUCUGAGGAGGAGGCGGAAGACUACUCCACCAAUCUAAGACAACCCAAGCCAUCGCAAAGACAACAGUCCAGCCACCGUCACCGAGCUGCUGUCCCUCCACCUGCCAACAGGAUCCAGGGCACAAUGAGAAACCCGGAAUUUCAGCAUAAUGGUAACCUGGGAAUUUUUCGGCCAGAGCUGUUUGUGUUUCCUGAAGCUGAAUCUUCCUGUGUGUCAGAUAAUGGUAAAAUCACUUCCUUAAUAUUAGCAGACAUUAGCAGCCAUAAGCAGUUAGUGACAGUUACUUCACUCUUUUAUGUCUGUCUAGCAGUUUUGGUAGGAACAGGAAUUAGAUCAACGUGUGCUUUGAUGUGAUGAUAAGAUGUCUCAGAUCUCAUCUAGAUCAGCAGCCUCGUGCUCCAUGGCCUCUGAACUCUUGGGUCGUGCUCAGAGGAGAAAGGAGGAAUUCUGGGGAAAGAGCUAAUGUGUCAAAGCUCAUUAAUCGGUUGUGCGUAGACUGAAAAAUGGCCAUUAAUUUCUCAGGAAGCAAACAUGUACUUUUUUUCUCCCAUUUUUAAAAUCUUUCACUGAUUUGUUUUUGUGUGAUUUUUAUUUGUAUUCUUUUUGAAUAGUCUGGUAUUUAAUAUGAAAAGAUAUUUGUAAUUUAUUUUAUUUACUUGCAUUUUAAAAUGACUAGAUCAAUACUGUGCGUUCAGUAGGCUACAAAUGAUUUUGCUAAGUAAACUCAGUCUGCAAAAAAGUAAUAAAAAUAUUUUUGUACAAUGAUAGAAACAAAGAUGUGUAC
Onychostoma macrolepis is the source of this 2711-nucleotide messenger RNA. RefSeq names its product Mdm1 nuclear protein (gene saxo6). The record is from RefSeq and is a predicted model, not a curated record. Lineage: Eukaryota; Metazoa; Chordata; Actinopteri; Cypriniformes; Cyprinidae. Gene Ontology annotation, molecular function: microtubule binding. The transcript is spliced from 15 exons. Bases 8 to 2281 code for a protein of 757 amino acids. Gene Ontology annotation, biological process: negative regulation of centriole replication.